AUGAACAGUGAGGAUCCAUCGUUCCGGACUUUCUCCCCACCACCCGCUAACAGUAACUCUUCAACAGCAAGAGCGGUUCCUGCUGCGCACCAUCACUUGAGAUCAUCGUCUCAGACGAGCUUAAGUACCAUAGUCAAGGCUCAAAUCUCGUUCUUACUGUCCACGCUCACUGCUGACAAUUACGAGCAUAACGUAGCAGAGAUCGACUCGCUCAUUACGCAGCACGGUCGGGAUAUUUACUUCCAUCUAUUACGGAGACUUCUCAUUGACAAUCAGCAAAAGAUCUGCAACGCUGGUGCUCGUUCUUCUGAUUUAAUAGCUAGCUCGCAGGAAUAUCGCCUGUUAAUUGGCAAAGUUAGGCAACUCGCGAGCAAUCCCACGCUUUCCUCUUCAUUCUGUGACGCACUAAAUUCGAUCGAUAACAAAGACGCUUUCAAGGACUUUGAUCUCUCCCGAUUCCUGGAACAAGUUGGAUCAUAUUUUGUUUCAAAAGUUGGAUCGAAUCCUGUUGAAAAAGUUGGAUUAAAUCCUGUUGAAAAAGUUGCUUUAUCAAUAUCGUUGCUUGCUGCUAGUAGGAAAGAUAUCAAAGAGCAAGCCAGUAAUAUCAUUACCAGUGAGAUCGACACACUUGCUCAGUCACUCAAAAAUUCAGCAGUUCAAGGAGAAGUCUCUGAGCCACUUGCUCUCCACUUGGCUCUCUUCUUGAAGUCAUCUCAAGCAGAGAGCCUAAACAUUUCGCCUAAGCAGAUUGACGCUGUUAUUGAAGGGCUUAGGUCAAAGUUUGCUCCAAAUUCCCCUCCAGCCGCUCUUGUACCUCUUCUAUACAACAGUCCACACGUUUCCCACAACGAUCUUACAUCAUCCACAAUGGGAGAUACAAAAGAUCCUGCCGCGAUACCUCUGGCGAAGAUCAUGAUGGAUCAUGGAUGCAGUUGUUGUAGUUCUCCUACUGCAGUUCGCAACUUGUUGAACCAGAUUGGAAUCACCUCACCUGAUUCAGGCGAGAUCAUAAGGGAAGAUGAUGUUGCUCAAGUAUUUGGAAUGAUGGCUAGGACGCACGCCAAUCUCGAUCAGAAUGGUAGUAAUUGGACGCCAAGUACAGAAUCUACGGAUCCGCAACAGUCUUGGGAAAUCGAGAACUUUGUUACCACUCUCGUUGAACUGCAACCGCAUUUGGAUUGGGUAAAGGUUAUCAAAGAGCUUGAUCAUCCAGAAUUUAUUAUAUACGAUAUGAAAGGAAUCGAAAUAUUGAUGAAUGGCUUUAAAGCAGCUACAAGCGAUCAACAAAAGUUCCCAAUUGAAGCCUUUUGGGGUCGAUGGAAAAAUAUCAAGGGACAAUUUAGCUUUUUAAGCUGUCUUGCCACGGAUCCUUCUGGAAAAUUCGAUCCGAAUGCGUACCCCGUGAAACGAGUAGUAACAAUGGAUGACUUUGCAAAUGCCAGUCAAAAUGUCAAGUCAUUUGCUGGAAUACUUGUUGUUCAUCCGUGCAAUUGUGUUGAGCUACUGGAGACUUUGAUUAAAAUGGCUGAUACUGAAUUAGUCGAUGAUGUUCGUGCUUCAUUUGAGCGUGUAGCCAAAUCAACACCAGAAGUGGUUUUCUUGGGUCUUGCUCAGAUACAGAAACCAUGGAACUCUUUACAUCAAGAAUUGGUCAAUCGACAGCUCAUGAUGUUUUUGUCGGGUCAUUCGAGUGGUAUAUUCGUUUUGAGCCUUUUAUGGCAACUCAAUAGCGAGCUGUUUUCGGAAGGUUGCAUAGAAUUAUAUAACAAAGAUCCUGCCAAUAUUUCAAGGAUUUUAGACUUGGCACAGGAACUAAAGGUUCUUAACCCUUUACUCGAAAAGCGGCCUUUUGCUUUUGCAAUUGACUUGGCAGCACUUGCAUCUAGACGACAGUAUCUUAACUUAGAGAAAUGGCUUACGGACAAUAUUGCUAACCACGGGACCACUUUUGUAUAUGAGUGCCUAGACCUGCUCAAUCAUGAGAUUGUCACAAGAGCUGUCAGUGAUGCAUCAACCAACAAUCAAUCUCCUCGCCUGACUUAUGAUGUAGUCGUAAUAUUCUUGCGUGUGCUUCAGGGCAGUCAAUUAUCUGCAGAUAAAGCUGAAAUGUUGAGAGAAAUUCAUGAUGUAGCUGUGCGGUUGUAUCCACGCCUUCUCAGUCUUGGUUCUUCAGCAGAUGCUGUUGCUACUAACGGUGAAGCAACAUUCUCCGAAGAUGUCGAGGCUCAAGCUAAUUCUUACUAUGAAGCUGUGUACAAGGGGGAACUCGGUCUGAAAGAUUUUAUAAACUUACUCAUAAACUUUAAGAACUCACAAGAUCCCCAUGAGAAAGACGUGUUCGAUUGUAUGGUACACAAUCUCUUUGACGAAUACCGUUUUUUCCCAAAAUACCCUCCAAGAGAAUUGGCCAUUACAAGUGUUAUCUUCGGCUCGCUGAUACAAUACCAACUUGUCGGUUAUAUGACACUUGGUGUCGCUCUCCGAUACGUUCUUACUGCAUUGCGUAGUCCAUCAGAUCAGAAAAUGCUAAAUUUUGGUAUUCAGGCGCUCUUGCAAUUUCAGACGCGUCUUCCGGAAUGGCCACAAUAUUGCACACAUCUUUUGCAGAUUCCACAACUUCAUCAGAGUCAUCCAGAGAUUAUGCAAUAUGUUGGAUCUGCUCUUGCUGAGAAUAACAGUGGCAGCGGUGAGUCUAUGAUUGUGGCGGCUGCUGUUGCUCAUCCUCCUACCUCCCCCGCUGUUACUGCUACCCCUUCAGCGGAAAGUACCUCCAGUCGGGUUGCAAUAGAGGCUUCCAAUAGAUCUGUAGAAUCUAGACCAGUGUUUACCGCUUUGAAUUUGGACACGCUUUUAGCUGCCGAACAAGUUGACUAUGAAAUUCCCAGCGAGGAGGUUCAGGACAAAAUAUUAUUUAUUAUUAAUAAUGUUGCACAAAGUAAUCUUGAAUCCAAAGUGUCUGAAAUGAAACAAAUACUGAAAGGACAGCAUUACCGAUGGUUUGCUAAUUAUCUCGUGGUGAAACGUGCGAGCAUAGAGCCGAAUUAUCAUCAGCUUUAUUUGCAGUUUUUGGAUCAGCUUGAUAGUCAACUACUCAUAAAGCAUGUAUUACACGAAACUUUUGCCAAUGUUAACGUUCUGUUAAACUCAAACAAGACUGUACAAUCUGCGUCUGAGCGGACUUUGUUGAAGAAUCUUGGAUCCUGGCUUGGGGGUAUGACACUUGCGAGGAACAAGCCUAUUAAGCAUAAAAACAUCGCUUUUAAGGAUUUAUUAGUUGAAGGUUAUGAUAGCAAUAGGCUCAUAGUUGCCAUACCAUUUGUCUGCAAGGUGCUUGAGCAGGCCAGCAAGAGUAAAGUCUUUAAACCACCAAAUCCUUGGUUGAUGGCCAUUUUAAGGCUUUUGGUAGAGCUAUAUCAAUUUGCAGAUUUGAAACUUAAUCUUAAGUUCGAAAUCGAAGUACUAUGUAAAAGCCUUAUCAUCGAGCUCAAAGACAUAGAGCCCACCAACAUUCUCAAAGAUAAAAAACCACCAAAAGAUCCUGCUAAUCAACAAACUGACCGUCUCGCGCAAGAUAUGGAAAGAAUGAACAUUAGUACUCCGACUUUUGUCUCGCCUGGAGCCAAAAUAGCUAGUCAGACUACUCAUAUUCAACCCGCACUGGGAUCGCUGGCUGAUGAGGGUUAUGUUAAUCUCACGCAGAGCAUUGCGCAACAUGUUGUAAUAAACUCUAACCUAUCGAUAAUUGCUAAUCAGAUUCCGUUGCGAAAGAUUGUACAGUUGGCUAUCGAGCGGGCAAUUUGCGAAACCGUCACAUCCAUUAUUGACCGGGCCGUUAUGAUUGCUGGUAUUUCUACUAGGGAAUUGAUUGUAAAGGAUUUCUCCAUGGAACCGAAUGAAGAAAAAAUGCGAAGCGCUGCUCAUUCUAUGGUGCAAACCCUAGCUGGUAGUUUGGCCCUUGUCACUUGUAAGGAUAGUCUUCGGCAGCAUAUGAUAGCGCAUCUGCGAAGUUUGCUUCAACAGUAUAGUUACUCUGAGGCGACUAUUAGCGAACAAGCAAUAUUAGUAAUUGUUACAGAAAAUUUGGAAUUAGCAAGUUCCAUCGUCAAAAAAAUUGCGCGCGAAAAAGCUGUCCCAGAGAUUGAUGAAGCCCUUGCAUCAUCAUUUAGUAAUCGCAAGAAACACCGUGAAAGAACUGGCCAGCCUUUUUAUGACAUGGCAGUCUACUCUGCAGUGUCCAGAUACGUAUCCAAUUUACCGGAGCCGCUACGCACUAAACCAAAUGGAUUGACCGAACAGCAAUUACAAAUAUAUCAAGACUUUGGUAGAAUCGGUAAUUUGGCGCGGCCAUCACUUCAACCAUAUGACGAUAGACCUCCACGCACUGCAAUGCAUAGACAAGAACUCGCCAUGGGGCAUCUUUAUGGCGCAAAUGAGCUAUCAUUCGAACCAGCUCACCCGCAAGUAGCUGCAAUAUCCGCUCAUCAAAGCCUUGAGAAGUUUGCUCAAUAUAUUGCCGAACUCGAAAAUCUAAUUGCCAAGAACCCCCAAGCAUCACUGGCAUCACUACAACAAAAUCAUGAAAUCCGUUUAAUAGUUAACCAGAUUCUAUUAUUAGCCUCACAAUCGUUUAAUCGUGACGAAACGGCACUUGCAUUCUCUCAGAAGGUGGUUCAAUUGUUAUACAAGAACGAGUCCAAUCUCUCAAGAGAAGUCUAUGUCGUGUUAUUAGAGAGAUUAUGUGAAAUUUCAAUCAAAGUGAGCGGAGAAGUUACAGCAUGGCUCAUCUAUGCCGAAGACGAGCGCAAGUUUAUUGUACCAGUAGUUGUCGCGUUGAUCAAAGCUCGGUUGAUUAACACGAAUGAACAAGACAUACAGCUGGCAAGACUUAUCGAAGCUGGACGAACUAUAGUUAUCGAUUUCACUGCGAAAUUGAUCCGUGAAUGCGUUUUGAAAGAGCCACAGAUUGCUACGCGCGCCGAUUUCCCCAACUCGUUAGAUGCUCUUGACCGACUUGCGAGACGCGGGAAAGCGCCCGAAAGUGUAAUAAAACUCCUGGAUGAUUUACGCCGCCCAGCUCGCGCUCCACCUAUUAAGGAGGUUGAAAAUUUGGGGGGCCUACGCGAACAACUCUCCUACUAUUUUACCGAAUGGGUUCGUCUCUACCAACACCCGGCAUCAAAUGAGAAAGUUUUUAGUUCGUUCAUCAUGCAAGUACAACAACAAGGCAUACUGAAAGGCGACGAAGUCUCAUCGAUGUUCUUCCGUAUUUGUACUGAAAUGAGCGUUGACAAUUGUCUCAAGCAGAAAAUAACUAAUCAAUCGUCAACAGUCACAGUAUACCAAGCAAUCGAUGCCUUUUCUAAGCUCAUUGUUUUAUUAGUCAAGUAUCAUUCUGAUCCUGAGGGUAUGAAUGAUAAUCUGGCUAAGAGUGCCUACUUCAACAAGAUCGUAUCUCUGAUUGUACUUGUGCUUGCGCAAGCGCAUGAGCAAAGGCGGCAACAGUUUAAUCAAAAGCCAUUCUUUAGAUUGUUUUCGAGUCUUCUUAGUGACCUGAAUGCGUACGAGCAACAACUACAACCUAUUUAUUUCCAAUUAUUGACAAUACUAAGCUCUACAUUCACUACGCUCCAGCCAAGCUUCUUCCCUGGAUUCACUUUUGCAUGGUUGUCAUUGAUAUCACAUCGUCUUUUCAUGCCUAAGCUACUUCUUGCUUCUGAAAACCAAAAGGGCUGGUCAGCAUUCCAUCGACUCCUUAUAAGCUUGUUUAGAUUCCUCAUCCCAUUCCUUCGCAACGUCGAGAUGUUUCGUGAAACCACACGCCUUCUUUACAAAGGCACCCUCCGUGUAUUACUUGUACUUCUUCAUGACUUUCCUGAAUUCCUUUGCGAUUACCAUUUCAGCUUUUGUGAUGUUAUCCCACCAUCGUGCAUUCAACUCCGUAAUCUAAUACUCAGUGCGUUUCCUCGCAAUAUGCGUCUUCCUGAUCCAUUUACUCGUAACCUCAAAGUCGAUCUUCUUCCCGAGAUUUCUCAACCUCCGCGAGUGUUAUCUGAUUAUACUUCAGCUUUGACGGCUGGGAAUUUGAAGCAAGAUAUUGAUAAUUGGUUAAAGACAAAACAACCAGCGUCAUUUUUGAGUGAACUGAAGAAUAGAUUGUUGGCUGAUCCGGGAACACAAGUGGACAUGAGGUCGAAAUAUAACGUGCCGGUGAUCAAUGCAUUGGUGCUAUAUGUGGGCAUACAGGCGAUCAAUCAUUUUCAGAGUAGGCAAGGCCAUACUCCUCUUACUCACACUGCGCAUAUGGAGCUAUUCCAGCAACUGUUAAAUACUCUUGAUUCAGAAGGUCGAUAUUUGUUCUUAAGUGCGAUUGCCAAUCAGCUGCGAUAUCCAAAUAGUCAUACUCACUACUUUAGCCGAACUCUUUUAUACCUGUUUGCCGACGGUGGGCAAGAGGUGAUCAAGGAACAAGUGACAAGGGUUUUAUUGGAAAGACUGAUAGUGAAUCGCCCUCAUCCAUGGGGACUUUUGAUCACAUUCAUAGAACUAGUUAAGAACCCCGAGUAUGAUUUCCGAAGCCACUCAUUCACUAGAUGUGCGUCUGAUAUAGAGAGACUCUUUGAUAAUGUUAAUCGAUCAAUCAACCAAGUUUAA
This is a messenger RNA of Paraglomus brasilianum, 6651 nucleotides long. NCBI's taxonomy places the organism in Eukaryota, Fungi, Glomeromycota, Glomeromycetes, Paraglomerales, Paraglomeraceae. The record is from the annotation of a GenBank genome assembly.